This is a messenger RNA of Medicago truncatula (barrel medic), 2342 nucleotides long. Its product is annotated as regulator of nonsense transcripts UPF3. NCBI's taxonomy places the organism in Eukaryota, Viridiplantae, Streptophyta, Magnoliopsida, Fabales, Fabaceae. The record is from RefSeq and is a predicted model, not a curated record. Gene Ontology annotation, molecular function: mRNA binding. Bases 79 to 1704 code for a protein of 541 amino acids. The transcript is spliced from 14 exons. Gene Ontology annotation, biological process: nuclear-transcribed mRNA catabolic process, nonsense-mediated decay; positive regulation of translation. Gene Ontology annotation, cellular component: cytoplasm; nucleolus.
AAAAGAAGAACGAAAGAGCAAUAUGAGAGAAAACAAAAUUCGAAGUUAGUUUCAUUUCCGAAGAAGAAGAAGAAGAAGAUGAAGGCGCGUUCGGAAAAGGGAAGAACGAAAGUUGUGAUACGGCAUUUACCACCUUCUCUAACCGAAUCUGAUCUCAUUCAACACAUCGAUAACCGUUUCUCUUCUCGCUAUCACUGGUUCGUUUUCCGUUCCGGCAACACCAGUUAUAGGAAUCAAAAGUAUGCAAGAGCGUAUCUAGACUUCAAUUCACCUGAUGAUGUUUUCGAGUUUGCGGAGUUCUUUAAUGGACACGUUUUCGUUAACGAGAAAGGUGUCCAGCAUAAAGCAGUAGUUGAGUAUGCACCUUCUCAGCGUGUUCCAAAGCUGAGUACCAAAAAGGAUGGCCGUGAAGGGACUAUAUAUAAAGAUCCAGACUAUCUCGAGUUCCUCAAACUCAUUUCGAAGCCUCAAGAACAUCUUCCGAGUGCAGAAAUACAAUUGGAAAGAAAGGAAGCUGAGCAAGCUGGGGCUAGCAAGGAAGCACCUAUUGUCACACCCCUGAUGGCAUACAUACGUCAGAAGCGUGCUGUUGACAGUGGUCCACUGGUUUCAUCGGCCGCAACAAGAGUUGGCAGAAGAGCCAGAGCUAUGCAAGGCAAGCCUGGCCCCAGUAAUACCAGACGGGGAUCCGAAAAGAAAAAGUAUGUUCAGAAGGACAAUGUCAAGAAUGCUAAUCGGAAAGAUUCAAAAGACAAAUCUGCCUUUACUGUGGUCCCUAGGCGUGAGGACCAUUCUUCUGAAUCAAGUAUAAAAGGAGUAUAUGAAAUUGAUUCUUCGCAUGUGAUUGAUGAAUUUGCAGUGCAUGGCAUUGAAGGUUCCAUCUCUGGAAUACCACUGACUUCUGACUCAGGAAAGAAAAAGAUCCUCCUUCUGAAAGGAAAACAGCGGGAAAUUCCCAAAGCCACUGAAGGUAUGGUUAAACAGCAAAAUGCACAAUCUGCAAAUUUGCCCAUUCCAACUACUGCAAAACAGAACCAAAGGCGUGAAGCCGGUGGAAGAUUGAUCAGGAGCAUACUUCUAAAUAAUGAAUCUCGUCAGAGUCAGUCUACAUCUACUGCACAACAUAAGAUUCAAAUCUUAACUUCUGAGAAUGGGAGGCGUCCACCUCGUCCUUUUGGUUCAAGGUCUGGGUUAAGUGAUCAAGUCUCUAGUCAUGAUGCUGGGCAUGUUAAUUCUGAAGGGGAAUCUAAAAGGGAUUUGGAUGAAAAGUUUGUAAGAAGAGAUUUUCAUGGUUCGGGUAUUGGUGAUAAAACCGAAAGACGUACUAGAAACAAGGACAGGCCUGAUCGUGGUGUUUGGGCACCUCUUCGCCGUUCUGAUUCUUCACAUUCUAGUAAUGAGCUCUCAUCAUCCUCACUGGCACAGUCUGCACCAUCAAAUCCUGAAUCAGUUGAAGCAGGAGAGGUAAAAGAAAAUGCUUAUUCGGGAAACAGGAGUGGUGAAUUCUCAGCUUCUGCAGGUGGACGUAGUAGUCCCUCCGUUGAGAAUGGUUCACAAAGAAUUUUUACUCGUCGUGGGGCUCCCUAUAUAGUGAAGGAUGAUGGUGCAGUCAGUUCGAGUGAAGGGAAACUUUCAAAGAAAGGUGUUGGGAAUAGUACUCAUGAGAAACAAGUUUGGGUUCAGAAGUCAUCUUCAGGCACUUAAAAUAUCUGUGAUAAUGGACACUCGGUUAGCGCAACAAUUACUUGAAAAAUUGAGGGGAUCAUUCCUGCUACAUUGAGCUAGGGAUCUGUUUAGGACAUCAUCCGCGUCCAAUUCAGGUCGACAUGAGCCUAAGCUACUUGUAAGAAAGAUGAUCCAGUUGUUGCCUGACAGAGCCUGUAGAAUUGAAGGAAUGCAAAAUUACAGACCUCCUUGACAUGACUAUUUACCGAAAACAUACCGACAUUGUUAACCAUGUUGAUGGGUUAGACCCUUGUAUGGUUCGUGUCUUUUCGAAUAUUUUGGUUUUGGGAAAUGUUUGUGUUUGGAAUUUAGCUGUAUAGUUUUGGUACUUGCCAUAGGAAAGUGAAUCAUUUAGCAGGUGUUUGGAACUGUGUCAAGUAUGCACUAAACGUGCAGUAGAAAUGAAGCUCCAAUUGGUAGCUUCACCCUAAAUGUGGGUUCCGUGGGUUCUAAACGCGGAACAAACACAAUUUAGUCAGGUUCAUUUGACAUAUAUAGUCGAGUAGGGUUUGUAUGAAAGGCUUAGUGUUUGUAUGAACAGCUUAAUACUUGAUUUUAGCAUGCACAUGAUGUAUAUUUUGUUAUUACUAAUAGGAUGUUAACAUGUCUUCGGUACA